AUGGCAUCGCUGGCGACCCAUUUCUCAGCCUCCCUUCUCCUCCUCCCGGUGGGGCUGCGCCGCCUCCUCUACUCCUCCUCCCUCUACCUCAAGAACCCAUCCCUCUUCCACUCCAAGCCGUACUACUUCUCCCAACCCAGAUACACCAAUCUUGACCUCUACACCCUCCUCCUCUCCCUCCCCAUCGCUUUCUUCUCUCUCCUCUUCCUCUUCCUCACCCUCUCUCCUUCCCUCUCCUUCCCGUCCUACCGAUUCUCCUUGCUCUUCCAAUCCCAGGCAGUUUUCCUCUUCUGGGUUUUGAUUCUCCUCUUCUUAGCCCGAGAAAGUAUCGACCCAUUUUUCAUUCCUGAGAGUUUCGUCUUCCUUCUCGCGGGAAUCACGUUCUUCGUCGAGUACUCUGCCACUGGCUACGGUUUUGAGGGAAUCGCUGCGGUUUGUUAUGGACUGUUGGGGAAUUUGACUCUUUUGUGUUGUGGGUGUUGCUUGAUUUUGGCGAUCAGACCGACGGCAUUCUUCGCGGAGUUUGGGUUGUGUUUUGGGCUGCUUUUCAAGGGUACCUGGCUGAUACAGUCCGGUUUGUGCCUCUACACCGAUGCGUUCGCUCUCAAAGGGUGUCAAAAGGUAGCGGUCUCGCCGCCGCUGCCGGCGAGUGGAGGAGUUAUGGAUGUAAAUUGUGGACUUAACGACGAUAGGACGAGGGGCGUGGCAUUGAUAAAUUUACUCUUCGUAGGGCAUGCAAUUGGGGUUUUGAUAGGGAGUUUUGUGACGUUUGGGACGCUUGCGAUUGAUAGGAAUUUAAGGUGUGGGGAAGCGAGUGGGCCGUUGCUUGCACAGCUUGAAGCAGAGAGUACAUUGACGAUGCGUUCUAAUCCUGAAUUUGAAUUGGAAUGA
Tripterygium wilfordii is the source of this 891-nucleotide messenger RNA. RefSeq lists its product as uncharacterized. The transcript has a single exon. The coding region runs from base 1 to 891 and encodes 296 amino acids. The record is from RefSeq and is a predicted model, not a curated record. NCBI's taxonomy places the organism in Eukaryota, Viridiplantae, Streptophyta, Magnoliopsida, Celastrales, Celastraceae.